GUCAAAACCUGCGAGGAGGCGCAUCGUGAAGCACGGGCUGCUUCAGGAGCCGCACACGCAACAAACCAGCGGUUCGCUUCUUCUGACACUUCUUCUUAUCUAUUCGCCAUGCGGCACGUGUACUCGGCAUUGCUCGUGGCAGCCUUGCACGUCUCGUGCAUCACGGCGCAGGUGCGCGUGCUGUCGCCGAAGGACCUGGUUGAGGAGAUCCGAGCGACUGGCGUGGAGAAUGGCGUCAUUCCAGGGACGACAGCCACGUUCGGCGCUCCCUUCUACGGCGAGGUGGUGCUGGGCCAGCUGCUGUACAACCACUCGGCCACGAGCCACUGUAAGGACGACUACAGCCUGACUGCACCCGUGGAAAUAGGGCGAGAUGGAGCCAAGCGGCUGCGCAUCUUUCUCGUCGACCGCGGCGAGUGUAAGCAUACACACACACGGUUCCAUUAGUGUACCAAUGUGUCAAUGCGUCAUCUUAUCAAAGGUACCUUCGUGACCAAAGUGAAAGUGGCGGAGGACAAGGACGCCGGUGCUGUCAUUGUGGUCGACUCGAAGAACUCGACUCUCACACGUGAGGACAUCGAGCACAUCAUCAUGGCGGACGAUGGCUGGGGCACCAAGAUCAAGAUCCCGUCGAUUCUCCUUACCCAUGCCGACGGCCAGCGGCUGAUCGACGCUGUGGUGCAUGCCCAGGAGGCCGGGAACAAGGACGAGCAGGCGGUGUUUGCUGAGCUGGAGUGGAACAUCCCUCAGAAGGAUGUGGUGGCCGUGGACUUCUGGACCGACGCCGCCAACGAGCAGGGCACCCGAUUCCUGGUGGACUACUCCAAGGACGCCGAGACCCUCAAGGGCCAUCUGCGCUUCUCGCCCCACUACCACAUUUUCUCUCUGCCUGUCGACUACAACGACCUGUGCAAGGACAGGAACACCGCCAAGUUCUGUGCCGACGACCCUGACGGCCCCGGGGACAUCACAGGUCACGAUGUGGUGCUGGAGGACCUCCGGCAGCUGUGUCUGUUCUCCGUGACGGCCGAGGAGAAUGUCGACGGCAUGAAGGACAGCCGGUACUCCAAGACCUUCUGGGACUACAUCGACCGCUUCGCCAAGGAGUGCCCCAUCGUCGACAAAGCCGCGGCCAGACCGCCCAAGGGCGUCAGCCCAGACGAGUACCGAUUCGGCGAGAAGUGCUCCUUGCGCAUCCUGCGGGGGCUGAUUCCAAAGAAGAUGCACGACUUCGAGACCUGCGUUAACGGGCCGGAUGGGCUGAAGCUGCUGGAGGAGGAGAGGGCGAACAUGGCGUGGAGCGUGCUGGCACUCAGAAUCAACGGAUGGAGGUGAGUGGGCGGAAAGGGGAGGAAAGGACGCAGCAUGCCGAUGUGUCUGUCUGGGUGCUGGUUCUCUGUCUGUCCGUUCGUCAGGUUUAGCGGCACGCUUGAGCGCAACUUGGUGACCAAGGCGGUCUGUUCAGGCUUUAUUGAACCACCGGCACCAUGCAAAACACUACUCAAGUGAGGACACAGCACGCGCACGGAGAGGGAGGGAGGGAGAGAGAGCAUACCAACAUGUCCCUCUGAUACGAUGGGUGCAUCCACAGGGAGAUGGAGGGCUCUCUGUCCAAGGUGACGGUCAACAAGGGUGUGGGUGCGGGUACCGUGACGCUGAUCCUGCUCAUGCUGGUGGUCAUCGUCGCCAUCGCCUUCUACUUCUACCAGUCGUAUCUGCGCAAGAGCGUGCGUACGGCUCUGCGUGAGGAGGUGAUGCUGGAGGUCAAGACGCAGAUGCAGGACUACCACCCCCUCGAAGAGGACGCCAUUCCUGAACAGCACCGGGAGUCGAGGCCACUCGUCAGUUAGCUGCCGGUCGUCGCGGUGGCCUGUGUCUGUGUGUCGCUCGUUUUGGCGUGCGGUCUGUUUUUUGGCCACCCAGCUGAUGCAUCUUUCUCGUGUCGGUCGGUCGGUGUCACUAAGUCACUCGCGGCGUUGUAGGGGGCGGGCUGCACGUCGCGUGUGAGGGCGUUGUGGCUUCCUAAAGCUAGCUGUAUUUGUGCGAUACACGGGUAGGUAGGUCAGGUACAUGUGUGUGUGUAUGUGGGCAGAGAGACCAGGAAGGAAGGAGCCUUCUGUCGUUCCAACACGACGCAGAAAGAGUUUAUCCAUCCCCUUGUGUUCGUUAGACACCCAGCAGCAAGCUCCCUCUUUGGUUUUUGAAGCGGUGUCGGUCGUCAUUCCACUGUCUAUUAUUUUUGCGCUGGUGUGUCUUGAGACAAACGUGGCCGUCAGGUUUUCCACGCCGACGGGCUGUGGGGAUGGACGGAUGCGUGUGAGGACUUGUUUAUUUACUGCAUGUGUGUGUAUACAUACGUUCAUUUACUGCAUGUGUGUGUAUACAUACGACAACCAGCGAUAGCAUCCGUGUCUCUGUAUAUUUUUGGCCUGUCUGGCUUCCUUCCUUUCUCGUGUAUGUGCUGCCUUCCCCCCACCCCCCCCCAGCUCGGCUCAGCCCGAAUGGCGCAUGCACCAACCCAUCAUCACUGACGAGUGAGUGUGCGAAGUGUGCUGCCUGCCUCAGGACCCCGCCUUGCCUCCCUGUCGGCAGCAGCGUAUUUUGCGUGUGUGUGUGUGCGGAUGCGCGUCCGUGUACAGUCAGCCCGCCCCACCCACCCCCUACUAGCUAGCCUUUCCUGUGGUGAUGGAAUCAGCCUCACUUUUUUCCCCGUCCGCCGCGUGACACCUGUGCGUGAAUUCGCGUGUUUUGACCUGUCUGCGUGUGUGUGCCCGUGACCUACUGCAUGUAUGUGCCCG
Molecule: messenger RNA, 2798 nt
Organism: Vitrella brassicaformis
Lineage: Eukaryota; Vitrellaceae
Source: the annotation of a GenBank genome assembly